Protobothrops mucrosquamatus (brown spotted pit viper) is the source of this 1045-nucleotide messenger RNA. Its product is annotated as nuclear envelope integral membrane protein 2-like. The record is from RefSeq and is a predicted model, not a curated record. NCBI's taxonomy places the organism in Eukaryota, Metazoa, Chordata, Lepidosauria, Squamata, Viperidae. Gene Ontology annotation, cellular component: nuclear envelope. The transcript has 8 exons. The coding region runs from base 38 to 1045 and encodes 335 amino acids.
GUCAGCAGAUAGUACUAGCUGUAAACAGUUGAAGAUAAUGAAUAUAAUGCAUAGUAUGGAAUCAGCUUGUUUCUGCUACAUUCCAAAUGGAACAAUGUACUUACAAAAUACUUGGUCAAGUAUUCAGGUGUUCACAAACAGCACUGGAUUAUUUCAAGUGGUGUAUAUCCCAGAUGAGCGUGACUGCCAAAAUUCCGAACAUUUGCUCGACUUUUUGAAGUGCCUGAUUAGCAACAUUUGGCAGCCUAGUGUGUCUAAUCAAACGCUCAUAACAGUGGACCAGUAUGUUGGGAAAACAUGUUUCAGGAUCGAACCAACAAAUAAAAUACUCUACACUGUGAGAGUACAACAAAAGAUGUUGGAUAGCAAACUCGUUCUGUUAUUUGUUGCCGGUGGACUUCUUUUUCAUUUUGCCUAUAACCUGAGCAGAAGUAAUAUCUUCUAUUAUUCUGCUGGGAUAGCAUUUGGCAUUUUCAUACCUCUAGUCUUUCUCGUUUUCAUGCUUAAAAGGUUUAUUCCCAAGCUAAGUACCUUCUGGAUUUUAAUGAGUGGCUGCUGGUUCUCUUCUCUGUAUAUGUUCUAUGUUUCAAGAGAAAAACUGAAAUGGAUGUGGAACAAUUCUACAUAUUAUAUACUGGGGUAUAUUUUAUCAGUUGGAUUGAUCUCUUUUGCUAUUUGCAAGAAGCACGGGCCACUCGGCAGCCAGCAAAGUAUGAACCUCUUGAUGUGGAUGUUGCAGCUGAAAGGCCUGAUCUUAAUUUAUUUUGGCAUUGCAAUCCCCUGGGUUGCCUAUGCAGUCAUAACUGCUAUGCUCUGUACAAAACUCCUGCAUUAUCCCCUUCGAGCAUCCUGCUAUAUUGGCAAAAAAGCUGCUCAGUAUUUCCACCCAGAAAACUUGGAGACUCGUUAUCUGACAGAAGACGAAUACCGGGAACAAGGAGAAACAGAGACCGUGAAGGCCCUGGAGGAGCUGCGCAUAUUCUGUAGGAAUCCCACUUUCCCCUCUUGGGUAGCUGUGGUCAAACUGCAAUCCCCACAAAAGUAG